GCCGGAGCGGAGGGAGGGCCGGAGGCAGCGCCGGGCCGGGCCGAGCGGGGCCGCGGGAGCAGCACAGCCGGACGGGACGGGACGGCCCCGCCGCCCGGGGCAGCCGGAAGAAAAUGAACCUGAAAUCUGAACGCAGAGGAAUCCACGUGGAUCAGUCGGAGCUCCUGUGCAAGAAGGGAUGUGGUUACUAUGGCAAUCCUGCUUGGCAGGGAUUUUGCUCCAAGUGCUGGAGAGAGGAAUACCAUAAGGCCAGGCAGAAGCAAAUUCAAGAGGAUUGGGAGCUGGCAGAGCGGCUUCAGCGUGAGGAGGAAGAAGCCUAUGCCAGUAGUCAGAGCACCCAAGGGGCCCAAUCAUUGACCUUUUCAAAGUUUGAGGAGAAGAAAACCAAUGAGAAGACACGAAAGGUCACGACUGUGAAGAAGUUCUUCACUGCUUCUUCCAGAGCAGGAGCUAAGAAGGCCUCUCCAGAGAAAAUCCUUAAGCAAGGACAGACCGGCAGGGAGAGAAAUGCUGAUAACAUUCUCAGGGAUUUGAAGGAGAUUUUUACUCCCUCCUGGGAACUGGCUUCCCCUUCUGAAGUGUUGGCUGGCAAGUUGAAAGCAGAGAUCCAAGAAGCCAAAGCUCCCAGCCCUUCCAUAAACAGGCAGGCAAGCAUCGAGACAGAUCGAGUGUCCAAGGAGUUCAUAGAAUUUCUCAAGACAUAUCACAAGCCUGGACAGGACAUCUAUAAGCAAUGUAAACUAUUUUUGGACACAAUGAAUCAUAAAAGGGACUUAAGUAUUGAGGAGCAGUCAGAAUGUGCCCAGGACUUCUACCAAAAUGUAGCAGACAAGUUACAGACCCGUUGGAAAGUGCCCCCCGAAAAAGUUGAGAAGGCGAUGGAUCAGAUUGAAAAGUACAUCAUGACUCGGCAGUAUAAAUAUGUCUUUUGCCCUGAAACAACUGAUGAUGAGAAGAAAGACCUUGCUGUCCAAAAGAGAAUCAGGGCUUUGCACUGGGUGACUCCCCAGAUGCUGUGUGUUCCUGUCAAUGAAGAAAUUCCAGAGGUCUCUGAUAUGGUUGUAAAGGCAAUUACAGAUAUUAUUGAAAUGGACUCGAAGCGUGUCCCCCGUGAUAAAUUAGCCUGCAUCACCAAGUGCAGCAAGCACAUCUUUAAUGCUAUUAAAGUCACAAAAAAUGAGCCAGCCUCUGCUGAUGACUUCCUGCCCACACUCAUAUACAUCGUCCUGAAGGGGAACCCGCCCCGCCUGCAGUCCAACAUCCAGUACAUCACCCGCUUCUGCAACCCCAGCAGGCUGAUGACAGGAGAGGAUGGAUACUAUUUCACCAACCUGUGCUGUGCUGUGGCCUUCAUUGAAAAGCUGGAUGCUCAGUCUUUGAAUCUAAGCCAAGAAGAUUUCGAUCGUUUCAUGACGGGUCAGACGUCCCCCAAGAAGCAGGAAUCUGACAGCUUCUCACCCGACGUGUGCCUGGGGGUUAAACAGAUGUGUAAGAGCUUAGACCUCCUCUCUCAGUUGAAUGAGAGACAGGAAAGAAUUGUCAGCGAAGCCAAGAAACUGGAGAAAGACCUGAUAGAUUGGACUGAUGGAAUCACAAAGGAAGUGGAAGACAUUGUGGAGAAGUAUCCCUUAGAAAUAAAACCAAAAAGCCAAGCCUUAGCAGCCAUUGACUCUGAAAAUGUGGAGAAUGACAAGCUGCCCCCACCACUGCAGCCUCAGGUCUAUGCAGGAUAAUUAUCAGUGUUAACUCUGAAAAGCAGCAUUAUCCUCACCUAGUACUAUCUGCUACUUGGGAAGGGAAAUAAAUUUAAGGCUAAAAAAAAUCAGACGGGCUUAAAUCAGUACAUUUUUAAAGGUACAUUUUUCUUUUUUUUUUUUUUUUGUCAAGUGUAAUGAAUUGUAUUUAUUUUAGUCGAGUAGAUUUCUAUUAGGCUUUUGUGGGUUUUUGAACUGAAUUUAAAAUUUUCUACACAAACUGGUGUAAUUUUUAAGCAACACUAGUCCAUUGACAUCUUUCCUGAAAGCUUCCUUCUAAGCAUGCACUUACUUGUUUUUAAUGAUUAGUUUAACCUGGAUCCGAGUUCCAGCAGUGACUCAGAAAGGUACCAAUGUCAGUUUGAAUUCAUUCUGUAGCUGUAAAGAUGAAAUAUAUAUUGUAAAAUAUGUAAAAUUGUAAAUAGAUUUAAAACCUGAUGUCUCAACUCUGCAUGACAGCUUGUGUACGAGUGAAAAUUAUCUAAAAGUGUUCGUUUUAGCACCUUUCAGCUCCAUCAUGUUGCAGUGUGAAGGCAAAAACACUGUUAGUAUUUAGAUAAGCUGGAUGGGAGAACUGAUGAAUUACAGAGGAUAUUGUUGAAAUGAUUUGAAAACUUGACUCUCAAUCUGCUUUGUAAAAAAAAAAAAAAAAAAGGAAAAAGUGCUAUUUAAAAAUGCCAUUUCUCUCCAUGUAAACCUUCUCCCUGCUCUGUCAGGACACCUGGUAGCCUUGAGUGGUGCACAAAAGUUGCUGAUAUCACUGCUUUGGAAGAGAAUGUGGAGCCAGGUUUCAGCAACAGGAAGGAGUAUUUGUAUUAAAAAAUUCCAUAAAGUGGAACAAAAGGUGGGACGGGAGAAAGAAGAUCGUGCAAGAGUUGCACCGAAAGUGGCUUUCUCUUCUGGCAUUGCCUGGUCAUUUGCAAGUGGGAUAAGUCUCGGUUGAUUUUUUGACAAUCCUGGUAGAUAAAUAAGUUCAUAUAAUUAGAGGUUGCCUUUUAGAAGAAGCAUGAGCAGAAAAAUGCACUUUAUUUUCACGGAACAUCAAUCUUCUGAUCUUUGGUGACCCCUUUAGCAAAGGGUUUGACCUUGAACAUCAAGGUAAAUACGGCUUUGUGUCACUAGAAAGUCUAGAUCUGGCGUAUUUCAAGAAUAACAGCUCACUCCAUGCAAAAGUAACCUCUUGCAAUAUAACUUUUUUAUGCUAGUGAAACAUUUUGUAUAUAUCUAUCAUUUGAAGCAUCUUCCAGCUCAGCCAGUCCCACCGUGACUCGUUUGUGUACCUGAGAUACCGAACACGGAGCUGCUUUUCAGCAAUGUUAAGUUCUUACCAUCAAGGAGGAAAGUACCUACCUCUUUUAUUCAGUUCCACUGCUUUUAAAACACUGCUCUAUUAAAUUUGCACUGCAAUAAUUUCAGACCACGACUGUGAUUUGUCCCUUCCUGGCAGAUGUAUUUAUCCUUAUGAACUAUGCAUCCCUGGUGUUCCCACAUAACCAAGCUCCCCAAGCACCACUGCUGAGGUGCAGCAGUGAGCUAACAAGGAAUUAAAUUUCCAUAUCAAUUAUUCGGUGUAUCCGUGUGUCACUGCGCCCAAAUUGCUUCGGAUCCGACCAGUGCUUGCAGUAAAUAAUACUUAAAUAUGGUUUUUAAACACUAGGUGCUAUCUCUGAUAUCCAGGUACACAGGUUUUCCUGAGGCAGGGUGGGGGGAAGGGGAGUAAACUUUUAGCCAUUGUGUAAAUUACCAUGUUUAAAUAAAAGUGUGUACAUUAAGUCCUUGUUAA
This is a messenger RNA of Myiozetetes cayanensis, 3537 nucleotides long. It is a transcript of the gene RABGEF1, whose product is annotated as RAB guanine nucleotide exchange factor 1. The transcript is spliced from 11 exons. The coding region runs from base 114 to 1733 and encodes 539 amino acids. Gene Ontology annotation, biological process: vesicle-mediated transport. Gene Ontology annotation, molecular function: small GTPase binding; zinc ion binding; guanyl-nucleotide exchange factor activity. NCBI's taxonomy places the organism in Eukaryota, Metazoa, Chordata, Aves, Passeriformes, Tyrannidae. The record is from RefSeq and is a predicted model, not a curated record. Gene Ontology annotation, cellular component: endocytic vesicle; cytosol.